Hemicordylus capensis (graceful crag lizard) is the source of this 2243-nucleotide messenger RNA. Its product is annotated as allantoinase, mitochondrial-like. Gene Ontology annotation, biological process: allantoin catabolic process; purine nucleobase catabolic process. The transcript has 13 exons. Bases 155 to 1591 code for a protein of 478 amino acids. Gene Ontology annotation, cellular component: cytoplasm. Gene Ontology annotation, molecular function: zinc ion binding; cobalt ion binding; allantoinase activity. NCBI's taxonomy places the organism in Eukaryota, Metazoa, Chordata, Lepidosauria, Squamata, Cordylidae. The record is from RefSeq and is a predicted model, not a curated record.
AGCUAGAAAGCUAGGAUCUACCAUUACAGUAAAAAAAAAGGAGCGGCAAGAGGCUCAGGAAUCAGCAAAGGUACACCAGAAAGCAAGAGGAAACUGAACUGGAACCAAGCGUCACCAGUAUUUUAAGGGCUUUUAUCCUUGCCAUCAACUUAACAUGUCCAGGAAAAGCAGUGCCACACUGGCAGGGCCAACGAAAGUGGAAGCUGGUUCAGAGAUUGUGGCUGUGAGAAGCAACAGAGUGGUACUGGAAAAUACCAUCGGUCCAGCGGAGAUUGUCAUCUCUAAUGGCAAAAUAGUUGAUGUUCUGCCAAAGAGAAACUGGGCCCGACCCAGUGGAGAAAAGAUGCUAGACGUUGGAGACCUAGUGGUCAUGCCGGGGAUCAUAGACCCUCAUGUGCACAUAUGUGAGCCCAGACAUCCAACUUGGGAAGGAUUUACAUCUGUGACUAAGGCCGCAGCUGCAGGAGGCAUCACCACCAUUGUUGAUAUGCCAUUGUACUCGUGUCCUCCAACCACAACUUUGUCUGGCCUUGACACCAAGCUGCAGUCUGCCAAAGGGCAGUGCUAUAUUGAUGUUGCCUUUUGGGGGGGCAUCAUUCCUGGAAAUCAGGCUGAACUUCUGCCAAUGCUGAAAGCUGGUGUUCCUGGAUUUCAGUGCUUCCUGAUGGCCACUGGUGUGGAAGAUUUUUCUCAUGUGCUCUUGCAGGACUUGCAUGUGGCAAUGAAUGAAUUGCAAGGCACAGACUGUGUACUUCUGUUCCAUGCAGAACAGGAGCCAAAUCAGUGGGUGCCUGUACAAGAGGACCCCACAGAGUACAGCACAUUGUUGGACUCACAUCCUGAUACUAUGGAAGUGGAGGCCACCCUUACCAUUGCUGAGCUCUGCCUCCAGUACAAGAUACCAUGCCACAUAACUAAUCUCUCCUCAGCUCGAGCCAUACCCAUAAUCAAGGACGCACGUCAAAAGGGAGCGCCAAUCACUGUAGAAACGACCCAUCACUACCUCAACUUGACAUCGGAAUGCAUUCCUCCAGGAGCCACUUACUAUAAAUGCCACCCUCCUAUUAGGGAGAAAAGCAACCAGGAGCAGCUGUGGGAAGCUGUGCAAGUAGGGCAGAUAGACAUGGUUGUCUCCGCUCAUGUACCUUGGUCCCCAGACCUGAGUGAUUUGAACAGUGGGGAUUUCCUCAAGGCCCAGGCAGGGAUUGCCUCACUACAGUUUGGUCUUCCUCUUUUCUGGACCUCUGCAAAAUCCAGAGGAUUCACUUUGCAUGACAUAGUGAAACUGAUGUGCAAAAAUCCUGCCAUUCUGAGCAAAUUAGAAGAUCGCAAAGGGUCACUGAGCCCAGGGAUGGAUGCAGACAUGGUGAUUUGGAAUCCAGAAAAGGAGUUUGAGGUGAAUAGGAACAUAAUUCAUCACAAGCACAAGCUGACUCCAUACUUGGGUUUCCAGCUUUAUGGCGAGGUCUUCGCAACUCUUGUACAUGGCAGACUGGCUUAUCUGAACGGGAAGUUUGCACCCAAGCCACAAGGAGACCUGCUUGUGACUGAGAGAAAGAUGCCCACAAGAUUCUCCUCACCUUACUACUAGUUGGUGAAAAGGAGGGAAAGAAAACCACACACAUAGUAGCAGAACCAAAGUGCACUGAACAGAAGAGUUCAAGCUCCCAGAAGCAAGGGUUGAGGAGAAGAUAAAAAUAUGAGAAAAUGAAGAACCAACUGCUACCACAUAGCCCAUGAGUUUUCAAACUUGGGUCUUCAGAUGUUGGACUACAGUUUCAUCCCCAGUCUUUGGCCAUUGUGGCUGGAAAAGAUGAUUGUUGAAGUCCAACAACAUCUGGGGACCUAAGUUUGAGAACUCCAACAUAGCCUGUAAUCAUAGUACAGGCAACUGCAGAGGUCUCGAAUCUUUCCACAACUGCUAAAUAAAUAAAACUGAGUCAACAGCUCCAGCCAAUAUGCCAAAUUUAUAUGAUAAUGGAACAGAAACAGACAGGUUCUUGGACCAGCAACUCAUCCCUUCUUGUUUCCCAAUAGUAUAGAUGAGACUCAUAUAGUCCAGGAAAAACACAGGAAAAGGACAAAGGAAGAGGUGUUCUCUGAAUUUGCUGCUUCAUCUCAGGCUGUUUCUUCUGUGAAUUAUCCUUUCGAUGAUCAGAUCUAAUAUAACACAGUGCUUUCAGUGAAUGAGUAAUAAGCCAAGGUGUGAUGAGUCAUCAAUAAAUGUUAUUUCAUUAUGGUCA